Messenger RNA from Cuscuta campestris, 763 nucleotides. The record is from the annotation of a GenBank genome assembly. NCBI's taxonomy places the organism in Eukaryota, Viridiplantae, Streptophyta, Magnoliopsida, Solanales, Convolvulaceae.
GGACAUUGGCUUGGAAAAUGCAGAAUUUGCCCUUAGCCAUUUCAGUCGCAAGGUAGAGAGUGAAGGAGACAGCGAGCCAACUGAGAGAGAAGAGCAAUGGCGUCGGCUUGGAGGUGGGCUAUACUCCGUCACGUUCGAGUCCCGGUGACGCAAUCCCUCUCAUCCAACGGAUCGCGACUCAUCUCCGGCCGAUGGAUGUCGUCGGUCGACGGCCACCUCUCCAAGGAGCAAGUCUCCGAUAGAGUCCUAGACGUCAUCAAGAACUACCCCAAAGUCGAUCCUUCCAAGGUAACUCCCGACGUCCAUUUUGAGAAGGAUCUUGGCUUGGACAGCUUAGACACAGUUGAGAUUGUAAUGGCGCUUGAGGAAGAGUUCAAGCUUGAAAUUCCGGAUAAGGAAGCGGUUCAAAUCGACUCUUCCAAGCUUGCAAUCGAGUAUAUUCACAACCAUCCUAUGUCAAGUUAAGUGGUUUUUUAGUAGUUUGGGAUUGGGGUUCCUUCAAUUCCCACCGGUAUUUGCCUUUUGAAUGUGGAAUCAUUCAUCCUUCAACAAAGAAACAUCCAAUGAUCAUAUUGUGUAAGCUUUGUGACUUUGUUUUUUUGUUGGGGGGAUUGCUUUGUUUUUGCAUAUUUUGGUGUUCAAUCUUUGAAAGAUGCAUUGGCAAAUAAAAAAUGUAUGCAUGGAAUUGUCAUUUCCCUUCAUUCCUUUUUAUGGCCACUUUUAAUUUGAUGCCGAGUUGCAUAGAUAAAUGAGUAAUGCUAGA